AUGAAAGCAGGCUGCAGCAUCGUGGAUAAACCAGAAGGAGGAGGAGGUUAUCAUUUCCCAGAAUGGGCUUACAAGACAGAGUCCAGCCCGGGCUCGCGCCAGAUCCAGCUGUGGCAUUUCAUCCUGGAGCUGCUGCAGAAGGAGGAAUUCCGUCAUGUCAUCGCCUGGCAGCAGGGCGAAUACGGAGAAUUCGUCAUCAAAGACCCUGACGAAGUGGCUCGGCUCUGGGGCCGCAGGAAAUGCAAACCCCAAAUGAACUACGACAAGCUGAGCCGCGCGCUGAGGUACUACUACAACAAGCGCAUCCUGCACAAGACGAAGGGCAAACGCUUCACCUACAAGUUCAACUUCAACAAGCUGGUGAUGCCCAACUACCCCUUCAUCAACAUUCGCCCCAGUG
Pterocles gutturalis (yellow-throated sandgrouse) is the source of this 400-nucleotide messenger RNA. RefSeq names its product ETS translocation variant 3. Lineage: Eukaryota; Metazoa; Chordata; Aves; Pterocliformes; Pteroclidae. Gene Ontology annotation, biological process: cell differentiation; regulation of transcription by RNA polymerase II. The transcript is spliced from 3 exons. Gene Ontology annotation, molecular function: sequence-specific DNA binding; DNA-binding transcription factor activity, RNA polymerase II-specific. Gene Ontology annotation, cellular component: nucleus. The record is from RefSeq and is a predicted model, not a curated record. The annotation marks the transcript as partial.